AUGGGGUUGCCGGAGGUGAAGAAGCAGCAGCAGCUGGUGCACAGUACGCGAGUGGAAGAUCGUCACGGGCACCAGCACCAGCAGCACCAAGACGGCAGCAAGGUCUGGGUCCUGGGCCUAUCCGGCGCCGGGAUCGCCACCCUGCCGCUGCAGCAGCUCAAGCCCGUCAAGACCGGCCGCCGACGGCAUGCCGCCACCGCCACCACCGAGGAGGAGGGAGAGGAAGAGCCCGUGACGCCGAGAGGGGAAGGGUGGAGGAUACCGACGGAGGCGGCGACGUGCCCACCCGCGCCCAAGAAGCCCAGGACGGCGGUGUCCAUCAUCAGAGGCACUGCCGCCGCCGCCGGUCGCCGGUGCAACUACGACGGCGGCGAGGUGCUCGACGAGUUCUUCCGCGUGCCGGCGGAUUUGGAGGCCGUCUUCGUCGCCCGCGCAGCCAAGGCGAACUAG
This is a messenger RNA of Miscanthus lutarioriparius, 450 nucleotides long. Lineage: Eukaryota; Viridiplantae; Streptophyta; Magnoliopsida; Poales; Poaceae. The record is from the annotation of a GenBank genome assembly.